Molecule: messenger RNA, 6178 nt
Organism: Monopterus albus (swamp eel)
Lineage: Eukaryota; Metazoa; Chordata; Actinopteri; Synbranchiformes; Synbranchidae
Gene: rb1cc1
Product: RB1-inducible coiled-coil 1
Exons: 23
Coding region: 492-5354 (1620 amino acids)
Biological process (GO): autophagosome assembly; reticulophagy; autophagy of peroxisome
Cellular component (GO): Atg1/ULK1 kinase complex; phagophore assembly site membrane
Molecular function (GO): molecular adaptor activity; protein kinase binding
Source: RefSeq, a predicted model, not a curated record
AUACAAAAGUAUUGAGUUAACCUAACUUGCAAAAAAACUUAUGCUGACUGUCAUUGAACGGAUCGUUCACGGAAAGCACGUCAGGCAGACGACAACAACAAAACAGAGCUACUGAGAGGGUGUUAGCGUAGUUAGCUAUCUGAGAUAAACAACUGGUGGUUUGGCCCGUGUGCUAUACCAUCUCGGCUGGGGUUUUUCAAACUAGACACUUAUUUUACAGCAGCAUGUUUAAUCUGUCCAACUAACCAUGGUUAUCGGUUAUUCUGUUCCAAUUUAGUCCAGCUAACGUUAGCAAAGUGGCUGCUAAGCUAGCUCUAUGUGUGCCAAACUAGAACAGGUUAGCUAGCUAGCUUAGUUGCUAGCUUGUUUGCUAGCUAACUCGCCUAGGCGAGGUGGAGACCAAGAAUAGUGGGAUGCGAGCAAAGUGAGCGUGUCCUUGAAUGACUAAAUGAGCAAGACAGGGACGUGCGAAGAACUCUGGGAGAUUCAAGAUGAAGUUGUAUGUGUUCCAGGUCAACAAUGGCAGCACAUUGACAUUUGACACAGAUCUUGCUGUCCAAACUGUGCUGGAGCUUAAACAUGCCAUUCAAGCCAAAUAUAAGAUUGCAAUUCAACAUCAAGUCCUUGUUGUCAAUGGAGGGGAAUGUAUGGCUACAGAGAGACGAGUCUGUAGCUACAGUGCUGGCACUGAAACCAACCCCAUAUUUCUGUUCAACAAAGAGAUGAUCUUGUGUGAUCGGGAUCCAACGAUUCCCAAAACCACCUUCUCAAUUGAGAGUGAGAUUCAGGUUAAGGUUGAGGAGUCUCUACUGAUGCCAGCUGUCUUUCAUACUGUUGCCUCACGAACACAGCUUGCUCUGGAAAUGUAUGAAGUUGCCAAGAAACUUUGUGCUUUCUGUGAACGUUUGGUUCACGAUGAACACCUACAACACCAAGGCUGGGCUGCUAUUAUGGCUAAUUUGGAUGACUGCACUCUAUCUUAUCAGAAGUUGCUCAUGAAAUUUGACACUGCAUACACAAAUUAUCAACAUGAUUUGGAAGAAAUUAAGAUAAAACUUACAAAGUUAGGGACAGCGGUUUCUGUAAUGGCCAGGAUACCACUGCUGGAAUGUCUGACAAGGCACAGUUACAGAGAAAGUAUAGAGAAGUCCAGCUCAACCCCAGAAAAAGAUUCAGAUGAGACAGAAGAAGAAAAAUCUACUGACUCUGUGCUCUGCACUACAGAUGCACAGAAGCCCUGCAAGUUAUCAGGGUCCUCCUCUGCUUCGGGGACAGCCACUUGUGAGCCAACUGGUGACCAGGAAACAAAUGAAAUGACUGACAGUGGUGGGCUGAGAGCUGCGCUGUUAGAUGAUGACACUCCAGAGCUUGCCAACCCGUCCUCCUUCAAUGUCACACUAUUAGACUGGAUCAAUGUACAAGACCGACCCAAUGAUGUGGAGUCAGUUGUGAGGAAAUGCUUUGACUCCAUCAAUAGGCUUGACCCACGCAUCAUUCAACCCUUCCUGGCUGAUUGUCGUGACACAAUUGCCAAGCUAGAUAAUCAAAACAUGAAGGCCAUCAAGGGGCUUGAGGAUAGGUUGUAUGCUCUAGACCAAAUGAUUGCAAGCUGUAAGAAGUUGGUAAAUGAACAGAAAGAACUUGCUCAGGGAUUUUUGGCCAACCAGAAGCGAGCUGAAAACCUGAAGGACACAUCUGUUCUGCCUGACUUGUGUCUGAGUCACACCAACCAGCUGAUGAUCAUGCUGAACAACCACAGGAAGCUGCUAGACAUCAAAAAGAAGUGCACCACUGCCAAACAAGAACUCGCAAACAACCUUCAAGUCCGACUCAAAUGGUGCUGCUACGUGAUGCUUCAUGCAGACCAGGAUGGGGAGAAGCUUCAGGCUCUACUAAGACUUCUGACAGAGCUAAUAGAAAGAGUGAGGGUGGUGGAGGCCCUCAGUACCGUGCCCCAGAUGUACUGCUUGGCAGUGGUGGAAGUAGUUAGAAGAAAAAUGUUUAUGCGACACUACAGAGAGUGGGCUUAUGCACUUGUGAAGGAUGGGAAGCGGCUGUAUGAGGCAGAGAAGUUCAAAAGGGAAUCCUUUGGAAAACUCUUUAGGAAGUCUUUCCUCAGAAAUCGUUUGUUUAGAGGACUUGAUUCAUGGCCUCCAACAUCAUUUUGCACUCGAAAGCCCAGAAGAUUUGAUGAUGAACUUCCAGACAUUUCACUUGAGGACCUGCAGUACUUGAAAUCGUGUUGUCCUGUAGAAGUGCAGCCUUUCCUUAUGGUUCCCACCAUGUGUGACUUCGAGCCCUUAAACCGCCAUGUAGAGACACUUCACCAGCUGGUCCAAGCAGCACAGAGUGUGGAUGAGAUGUCUCAAACUAUUACUGACCUACUAAGUGAACAAAAGGCAUUGUAUAGUCAGAGCACUCAGAGAUCAACUGCGCUGAGCCCACAGUCUGAAAGCAGACCCGGGACCACUACUUCUGUGUCCUCCAAAACCCCUUCCUUGCUUAGUCUUCAGGGACCCAGCUGCCAGCCCCUACUUGUUCCUGUCCCAGCUCCUCUAGAGGACUUGUCUCCAGACAGCAUUGAUGCACAGACAUUUGACUUUGAAACCAUUGGCCAUCCAAACAUGGAUCCAGUCCUGCAGCAGGGCUCCCUUGACCUGGAUUCUCUAGCAGAGAGUCCUGAAUCUGAUUUUAUGUCUGCUGUUAAUGAGUUUGUGAUUGAAGAGAACUUGACCUCGCCUAACCCUGUCAGUGACCUUACUAGUCCUGAAAUGAUGGUGGAGUCGUUGUACUCUUCAGUCAUCAAUGCUAUUGACAAUAGGCGUAUGCAGGAUACAACAAUACUAGAGAGGGAAAACUCAAAGAUCAUUGUCCUCAAACAAGUUAUUGACAAGUACCGAUUUGCUGCAGAGGAGUCCAGUUCCAACUUAACAAGUGUAAAAGAUGACCUGUAUCACUUGCGAUGUCUAGUAUUAAAAGAGCAACAUGACUUUGCCUUUGUCCUAAGCAAUAUGACCACAGAGGUGUGCAGCAUUGUGGACAACAUCUGCCAAACCCAUGAACUGGAGCUGAAAGAGCAGCAUCAAAGUGAGCUUCUCUCCCUUCGGCAAGAGCUUGAGAAGCAAGUUCAGACACUAACAGAGGAAAACCAAGUAAACCAGAAUAUUGUCAGAGACGUACAGCGUGCAAUGCUAGACCUGGAGGGUCUUAUGGAGCGUAAAGAGAAAGAACUUACUCAGCUUGAGAAUGAGAGAGAACGAUGGGUUGAAACAGAUAGUAGCCAGACAGGAAAGAUCAAAAACCUGGAGCAGAUGGUCAGUGAGCAAUCUGAAAACAUCAAGGCACUCUCAGCUUCAAGAGACUCACUGACCAGCCAGCUUGAGAAUCUGCACUUUGAGAUUGAACGUGGCCAGCAGAAGAUCCGACAAGAGCUGGAAGUUGUUGAGAAAACUCACUUAAAGGAAUUGGAGGACAGAGUGAAGCAGGAACAUAAGGCAGAACUGGAGACCCUUACCAAGGAUAACCAAGAGGCUCUGAAACAUCUAGCUGCUGAAAAUAGUGCAAAGUUAAGUGAGGCUGCUGGUCAACAUGUCAGUGCUCUUAGAGACAAGGACAACCAAAUCAAGAACUUGGAGGCUCGUAUUACUGAACUUGAAGAGCUCCGUUUCAAACUAGAGAUGGAGCUAGCCCUCAAAGAGUCAGAAACAGAAGAGGUGAGGCUCUUAUUUGAGGAGGCCAAGAUGCAACAGGCUGAGGCUGUGAAGUCCCAGGUAGAGGCUCAAACCAAACUCCUCAGUGAAGAGCUGGAAAAUGUCAAAAAACAGCUUCAGGUAAAAAAUGAGGAGUAUGAAGUUGACCUCGCAGAACUGAGGGCUCUUAUGAGGAUUGAGAAAGACCACUGCAUCUCAGAGCUUGUGGACAGACACGAGGAGGAGACUGCUUUGUUGCGCAAUGAGCUUUCCUCCUUGGAGCAGCGCUUCCAGGAUGCUGAGCGGAAGCAUGCUGAGAAGGAACAGAAAUUUAAACUGGAAUUAGACCAGCAAGUGGCUGCUCUAAGUGAAGAAAAAGAAAAGCAAUUGAGUAAUUUUGAAGUUCUGGAACAAGAGCUGAGGACUGUUGUCAGCAAUUUGCAGGCAGAAAAAGACCUGCUCCUUGAGAAACUAGAGCAGGCCAGGCAAGCAGUCAAGAAAGAAGAGGCCAUUAAGGUUGUAUCAUCUGAUGCCUUUAAAGAGUUAGAGCAGCAGAAGGGGGAAAUGGAGAAGAGACUCUUAGACAAAAUUAGACAACUUGAGAAUGAGCUUCGUGAGAGACAGUCCUCAAAGAGUGAAGAAGGGUUGUCGCUGCAUGCUGAGGGCCAUGCCAAUGCUGGAGCACCUCUGUCACUAGACUCAGCACUACAAGAGCGGCUGCAGCAGGAGAGGGCCUCGCUGGAGUCCCAGUUGGAGAUCCUGGAGAAGAAGAAGAAUGAGGAGAUACAGAAUCUCAAGACCUCAUUAAUUGCAGAGCAACAGACCAAUUUCAACACUGUUCUAACACGGGAGAAGCUAAAGAAGGAGCAGAUCAUCAAUGAGCUCACAGAGCAGUUGCGAACAGUUACCCAACAGCAGGAGAAGGACAAAGCUCUCAUAGAGACACUCUCUGAGGACCGGGCUAGUGUAAUGCAGGAGAAGAAACAUUUGGAAGAAGAGCUUAACCGCCUGCGCAGCACUGCGCUGGUCUCCUCUACUUUCUUCACUCCUAACCCAUCAGCUCAGGAGGGCACAGAACCCGGGGCAGCAGCAGGAGCCAGAGCUUUACAUGUUGCUGGGGCCUGUUACUCGGAGUCUGUGGCUGAAACUGACAGGCUGGGCUCUGUAGCAGCUGUUCGAGAUGAUGAACAUGUCGAAUCAGCAGUGGAAGCCAGUAUGGUGACAGUCCAUGAUAACAUCCUGAUGUCCGAAGAAAAACAGCGGAUUCUCAUACUCGAGAGGACUUUACACAUGAGGGAAGAAGAGAACAAGCGUCUCAGUCAAAGACUGAUGUCUCAAAGCAUGUCGUCUGUGUCAUCACGGCAUUCAGACAAAAUCGCCAUCAGAGACUUCCAGGUAGGCGAUUUGGUUCUAAUCAUCCUGGAUGAGAGGCAUGACAACUACGUGCUGUUCACAGUCGGUCCCACCCUCUACUUCCUCCACUCAGAGUCUCUCACAGCACUGGACCUCAAACCAGCAUCAGGGACUUCAAGACGGCCGUGGGUACUUGGGAAGGUGAUGGAAAAGGAAUAUUGCCAGGCAAAAAAGGCCCAGAACAGGUUCAAGGUUCCUUUAGGAACCAAGUUCUACAGAGUGAAAGCUGUUCCAUGGAACCGAAAAGUAUAAUAGCCAAGUAAUGAGCAAAAUGUAUAUUUAUAUUGCUUAAUUUUUGGACAGAAACUUCACAUCAUAAUUCAUAACUUGUAAUUUCAGAGACCUAAAAAUGGAAAGAAUUAAGAUCACCAUGCUAUCUUGAGUUUCAGAUCAAAAUCCCAACUGCUACCACAUUUUAUUAUUAUUAUUUUUAACCCAGAUUAGUUAUUGUGGACCAAAUGCUAUUAACCCUAUUAGGGCACUUCCCUAUACACUGUGGCAUUAAUGCCACUUGACCUGUGUGCAAAAUUGAACAAAAUUUGGAUGUUAAAUAUUAGUUCUCAUCACCAUACUUUGUCCUUUUGUGGAAAAUACCGUGUCAUUAUCAACAUAAUUAAAUGAAAAUAUACAUUUAUUAUAAAUGUUUAUGGGGGAAUGUUCUUGGCAUGCAUAAUGAUAUAUUUUCUUUGAUUUAAUUAUCAAAAUAAAUGUUGUAGUUGGAAAUGUAAUUAAUGCUGUUUGUUACUCACAAAGCAGUAUGGCCGUCUGUCCAUACUGAAAUGUACAUUAUGGCUGACUGAUGAAAACAGUCAUCUUUGCAAAUCCUUGAAAUGCACUUUCAAAAACGAUGCUUUUGUUGAUUUGAAAAGGGAAGUAACUGAGCUGUCAGAACUAAGUAAAUAUAUCAGCACAAACUUCUCACUAUCAUAGAAUAUUGAUAUGUAGAAAGGAAUACUUGUGACUGUGUUUCAUUAUCAGAGGACGUUGUACAUUACCCAUCAAAUCACAUAUGUAACAAUAAAUGACUGUAUUGUAAAAGAUAAGGUUUUGAAACAAUAAAGGAUUGAUCCCAAACA